Penaeus monodon (black tiger shrimp) is the source of this 3349-nucleotide messenger RNA. Its product is annotated as b(0,+)-type amino acid transporter 1-like. The record is from RefSeq and is a predicted model, not a curated record. Gene Ontology annotation, molecular function: L-amino acid transmembrane transporter activity. Lineage: Eukaryota; Metazoa; Arthropoda; Malacostraca; Decapoda; Penaeidae. Gene Ontology annotation, cellular component: membrane. Bases 693 to 2342 code for a protein of 549 amino acids. Gene Ontology annotation, biological process: amino acid transmembrane transport. The transcript has 12 exons.
AAGAAAGAAAGAAAGAGAAAGAGAUAGAAAGAAAGAAAAAGAAAAGAGAGAGGGGUAGACAAACCAACGCCAUAACACGUGAACAAAAUGUUUCAUAUUUUAUAUACACUGUGGUAGAACCAGCUGAUAUAAACACUAUCCUUCCUCUCGAUAGAUGGUUACAAAUACAAAUAGACAGGUCGAAAAAUAAAACAGAAUGAGUGUUAGAUAGUAAUUUGUAAUUGGUCUUUGAAAAUAGUGUUGAGGUACCUCGGUACUGGAAGAAAUAUGUGAGGAAAAAUUGGCUGAAUGUUAUAAACUUGUUCUUAAUUCAGAUGAUUAAAGUUGAAAGUCGAUGCAGAGGAUCAUUGCUGAGCCAGGAAGAUAAAGAAAUUAUUACGUGUAAUGCACGGUUUGUCAUUAACGAUUUGUAUAUAGAAAUGUAGACACACACGACCAUACACAAGCGCACACGCGGAAGGACUUGUGCACGUAAACAAACACGCAAGCACGCACGCACACACAAACAUACAAUAAAAACAAACAAACAAACAAACAAACCAGAGACAAAACAUUUCCGAACAACAGAAGCUCAUCAACAAAUAUCGCAAUUUUUUCUCAGUCAUUUUUUUUCUCUCAGAACCCUGCAAUUGCUUAAUCCUCAUCUCCCAAUGGAAAUAACCCAGCUCCUUAUCUCAAGAUACUAAGCGGAAAUGAAUCACGAUAACGGAAGGAAAAAACGAAAUAUUCCUGGUGAGUGCACAGUGAGGCGCGUGUGUCCUGGUUAUUUGCGUGUCCGCGCGCGCGUGUGUGUGUGUGUGUGUGCGCGAGUGCGUAUGUGCCUUCGUCAGUGGAUCUCUAUGAGGUGGGAAAAGCGUGGACUUCUAAGGACAGUUCAAGGACAUGAGAGCGUCCAGGGCGGGGGAAGUCCUCGCGGCCGACGGCAGAAUGUCCCGGGGCCAGAGGAACAAGCUGAAAGAAAGCCUGCAGCAGCCGUGGCGGGGGGCGCACCAGCUCCGAAUGACGCUGUUAACCUCGAGAGGCGGGUGGGGCUCAUCAGUGGGGUUGCUCUGAUUGUCGGGACCAUGAUCGGUGAGUUGUGUUACCCCCCUCCCCCUCUCUUCCCCCCCUUCCCCCCUUUUUUUUGCAAUAUGCACAAACCAACACCACCAACACUAGGCGCAUUGUGUUACGUGGAGCUAGGCUGCAUGAUCCCCUCCUCAGGGGCGGAACAUACGUACUUCAUGACGGCUUUCGGACAUCUGCCGGCGUUCCUGUUCGCCUGGGUGUCCAUUAUCAUUUUGAAGCCUGCCAUGUUAGCUAUUAUCUGCCUCUCCUUCUCCAAGUACUUGGUGGAGGCUUUUGCGUCUGACUGUGAACCUCCUCUGACGGCUAUCCAGCUGCUGGGGGCGCUGACCAUAGUUCUCAUCACCUUCAUCAACUCCUACUCGGUCACGCUGGCCACCAAAGUCCAGAACAUCUUCACGGCGGCCAAACUGCUGGCCAUCCUGAUCAUCGUGGUGGGCGGGGCGGUGCGGCUGAUCCAGGGGAACACGCAGUACCUGGCCACGGGAUUCCAGGGUUCCACCGCCAGCUUCGGUGACAUCGCUACGGCCUUCUACAGCGGUCUGUGGGCCUACGAUGGAUGGAAUAACCUAAACUACGUGACGGAGGAACUAAAGAAACCCUAUACCCUUAUCGACUCAAGACAAGAAAUCACACCAGAACCACACGUAUUAAACACCCUUAUUGACUCCCUUACUGAUCACGACUCUACCUUCGGGAACCGCGUUCUUGGAUGGGCGGCUUUCCUCAUGCCCCUCGCGGUCACCCUCUCCACCUUCGGCGCCGCCAACGGAACGGCUUUCACGUCGGGCAGGCUGUGCUUCGUGGCGGCAAGGGAGGGCCACAUGGUCGACGUCCUGUCCUACGUCCACGCUAAGAAACUCACUCCUUCGCCUGCACUCCUGUUUAACGCUUUCAUCGCGCUGAUGAUGGUGAUUCCCUCCGACAUCGGUUCCCUCAUUGACUUCUUCAGCUUCACCGCCUGGAUUUUCUACGGGGGCGCUAUGUUGGCCCUCAUCAUCAUGCGGCGCACCAUGAAGGACGUGCCCAGGCCAUACAAGGUCCCCAUCGUCAUCCCGGUCAUCGUCCUCGUCAUCUCCAUUUACCUCGUCGUAGGCCCCAUCAUCGACUCCCCACAGAUCGAGUACCUGUACGCCAGCCUCUUCAUUCUCGCUGGCCUCGUCUUCUACUUCCCCUUCGUCUACUUCAAGAAGAGCGUCCCAGGCAUGGGUCACCUGACAACCUUCUUCCAGCUGAUUCUCCAGGUUGUCCCCACCGACACAAUGCCCGAUGCCUGAGUUACUGAAUGCCACGAAACGAGCUUAUCAAACACCCCGAUGCCAGGGAAAUGAUGCUGCAGCUGUUCGUCGGAUAAAAUCUUGAAUGAACAGAAAUUGUUUUACUCUUCUGUGAUUUUUUUUUUCGUUUUCUUUUCUUUUUUCUUUUUGAGGUACAUUUUUUUGUUUGUUUUUUCUUCGAACUUAGCAUUCCAGUGUGGUUUUCGAGCUCUGUCUAGUAGGAAGAUGAAAGCACAAUGAGAGCCAUAGCACACUGGGAAGCACACACAGAUACAUUCAUAUAUACAUUAAAUACACAUAAGCAUGCGUAUGUAUGCAAACACACACGUUCUUAUGGGAACCUUUCCAUACUUCCCACAAAGGAAGAAGAAGAAAAAAAAUCAAAUGUAGCCCAAAUGUAUAAUUAUUUCUCUCUUUGAUACAUUUUUAUUUCAAAGUUAGAUCUUAUCCACUGGAGAAACGUAACUGUUGCCAAAAGCACCAAAUGGAUAAUGAUGUUGAGAUCCCUGGAAUGCAUGAGAUAGCUAUAGGUUCUAUGUUGGUACCACUGUUCAGCACGAGUGGAAGAUAUGUUGGCAGUCCUGUUCAACACCAAGUUCAUUAACACAUUGAGAAGAAAUAUGCUAAUUUAUGACUUCAACACCAAUGGGAAAUGUGUUCAUUAUACACCAGAACUACACGGCUGAAAGCUGACAUUUCUGUAGUUAAACUUCUAGCUGCACAAGUAUUAGGUGUUAGUUAUACGGUAAACACUAUCUGGAGACGCUCGUGUAACCUUUCAACCUGUGAUAUAGUCAUCCUUUUGCUUCGGUAGUUAGAGGUGGGAGAAAUUGCGUGAUUAUAUAAAGUGCGCAUGUGUGUUCGGUUACCCAGAACCACGAGCCAAGUAGUCCAUAGACGGGAUCUCAUCACUCUAGGCGGAUUUAUGUGUUGUCUUUUCCUCCUCUUGAAGAAAGGUUGGGCGUUUUGACGUUCGAGAGGAGAAUAAGUUUAUAAGGUGAUUGCAU